AUGGCUUCCUCCAACUCCCUAUACAACCUCGACCCAGAGCACAUCUCCUGCAUCGGGGGUCGAACAGUAGUUACAUGCAAGAGCUGCGCAGGCAAUGCCCCCAGAGGCUCGAUCUGCCCCAGCUGCAACGGUCGCGGCUUUAACAUCUUUGUUUGCGCACACUGCAACCCCGCAGCUGCAGCCGCCGCCGCAAGAGCCAUGGCAAACCCCACAUCUGCGUCUGCGACCUCGUCACCCGGCUCUUUGAGCCGCAGCUCUUCCACUUCUUAUCCUUCACAUCCUGAUCCACGAGGGAGGUCUUAUGGACAAUAUGGGGAUCGAGAUGGCGCUAGCUGUGGAAGGAUUGAUACCGAUGCUAAUCGCUCGCGGAAUCCUUGA
Penicillium brevicompactum is the source of this 378-nucleotide messenger RNA. RefSeq lists its product as uncharacterized. Lineage: Eukaryota; Fungi; Ascomycota; Eurotiomycetes; Eurotiales; Aspergillaceae. The record is from RefSeq and is a predicted model, not a curated record. The transcript is spliced from 2 exons. The coding region runs from base 1 to 378 and encodes 125 amino acids.